This is a messenger RNA of Lytechinus variegatus (green sea urchin), 581 nucleotides long. RefSeq names its product low-density lipoprotein receptor-related protein 5-like. Lineage: Eukaryota; Metazoa; Echinodermata; Echinoidea; Temnopleuroida; Toxopneustidae. The record is from RefSeq and is a predicted model, not a curated record. The transcript has 4 exons. The coding region runs from base 3 to 581 and encodes 192 amino acids.
GGAUGUUCAUUGCCGAAGCCUCGGAGGCCGUCAUCCUCAUGGCAGAAGCAAAGGACUAUAGCUUCGUCGGUGUUAAUUUCACUACCAUCCCUUUGGAAGGAUUAGUGUUCCCCGUUGGCGUUGAAUUUGAUCCAAGAAGUGAGAUGGUUUAUUGGACUGAUGCAGUCCUCCACACUGUUAACAGGGCUUCAAUCAACGGGUCGUCACAGGACAUCAUUGCACGGUUACAAAAUACCUCCGGUGAUCGUCACUAUCCUUACGGAAUUGCCCUUAAUCUCGAUGAUAACAAGGUGUAUUGGACUGAUCAAUAUCGUGGAAUCAUUGAGGUCUCAAACCUCGAUGGGACUGAUCGAGAUGAUUUGCUCUUCGUUGGCUUUAACUCUUAUCCCAACGGUAUCGUUUAUUCGCCAAUUCGCAGGAAGAUAUUUUGGACCGAUAGAGGGCAGCAUCCAAGGAUCGAGAAGGCUAACCCGGAUGGAACCAACCGAAUUGCUCUUCUUGAUGGCGAUGUUAGUCCUGAUAUUUCCGAUCCCACUGGAAUAUGCCUUGAUUCUAUAGUAAAGUACCCCAAAGGUCCGUAG